AUGAAGGCGGUAGUCGUCAAGGAAGGAAAAGCGGUUGUCGUUCAUGACCGGCCCAAACCUCAGCUUCGAGAUCAUUUUGUCCUAAUCGAGGUCGCGGCUGUGGCCCUGAACCCAACAGAUUGGAAACAUUUGGACUACGGCUUGGUGGCAGACGGCUGCCUGGUUGGUUGCGACUUCGCCGGCACCGUCGUCGAGGUCGGUAGAGGCGUGAACAAAACGUUGUCCAGGGGAGACCGCGUGGCGGGCGUCGCACACGGAGGAAACAGUGUGCAGCCUGAAGACGGGGCAUUUGCCGAGUACGUCGUCGCCAAGGGCGAUUUACUGAUCAAGCUGCCAGACACCCUAAGUUUCGAGGAAGCAUCGACUUUGCCCCUUGGUGUUGCAACCGUCAUGCAAGGUCUAUACCAAAAGGGCUUGAAGCUGAAGCUGCCCGACGAGCCAAGCACCAAUACAGAGAACCCUUUUGUGUUGAUCUAUGGUGGAGCAACCGCGACUGGAGCACUAGGAAUUCAGUACGCUAGACUGUCCGGGUAUUCAGUUCUCACCACAUGCUCACCACAAAACUUCGAAUAUGUCAAGUCCCUCGGCGCAAGCGAGGCCUUCAACUACAAAGAUGCUAGCAACGGUGCGAGAAUCCGUGAAUUCACCAAAGAUGGACUCAAACUCGCAUGGGACAUCAUCAGCAAUGAAGAUUCGGCCAAGGUCUGCGCUGCGGCGCUCUCGUCUGACUCCACAGGUUGUCGGUACGCGUCGUUUUUGAGCAACCGAAGCCCGAGGGAGGACGUCGAAAGUGUCGGCACCAACAUGUAUACUAUCUGGGGGGAGCAUUUCAAGUCUGGAUCCUUGGAGUAUCCCGCCGACCAGGCGGAUUUCGAAUGGGCGAGAAAGUUUAUGGAGCUUACAGAGAAAAUUCUGGCCGCGGACCAUCUGAAACCUCAUAAGGUGGCGAUUAAAUGUGAUUUGCAGUUGCCUGCCUGCAACAAUUGCCGAACCACUGAUGUCGAGUGUACUUUCUGGGAUACCUCACUCAGGCGGGAGAUAUCAUGCAGCCGUCUCCAUUUCCUGCGCAAAAGGAAGCAGCAGCUCGAGCUAGAGAUCCAGAAUUUGAACGCCCAGGCUGCUGGCGAGUUGGGAGAAUCCAACCUUGACUUGAGGUCUGCGUCCACCAUUGAUCAAGGCUAUUUUUUGGACGUUUUGCAUGAUGAUGUUCCCCAGCACUCAGAACCGGCUUAUCUCGGCCCAGGAAACUCAGGUCGCCUUCUGGAACGCCUGCUGAAAAGCGCUAUUCAAUGGCAUUUCGAAAAUGGCAUAUCAACCCCAAAACGUCUGCUCCCGGAUGGAAGUUCCCGUCUGAUGGAAUUCAACCACAGCUAUCCGCAGCCAUCCUUUCUCAUUACAAACGACCAGCGAAAACUGGAAUUGCAAUCUCUUGUGCCACCUUCAACUCAGCGAGCAAUCGUACAGCACUACCUGAAGGUUGUGUCUGUGGAGUACACUUUGCUCCCUUCCGAUAGGGAAUCUGCGUUGCUGGCUCACGAGAACCCUCUGAGGUGGAUUGGUGCGAACAAGGAAACCCCUGAUGCUCUUGCUCUAAAUGUCGUGUUUGCCAUCUCCUCCACCCUGAUUGCUCGAGAUCUGGAUUCGAAUUUGUCUACCAUAUCGGCACGCUGCCUGAAUGAGUUACACAAGAUCGCAUACGUGAUUGGAUCAGAUAACUUGCGGAUGGAGAGAAUGAGAUGGACUUCCACCGCUUUAUGUGCGCUUGCACUCUGCGAAAUCAUCAAUCCAACCUCGGGGCAGCUAUGGGAUCUUCUGGGAGGAGCCUGUUCGACGAUUGAAGACCUCCGCCAAGAAUACCAGCUUCAAAAUAUCGAGCUUGACGACGCUUUCACAAGGCUAGAGCACUGCCUAAUCAAGCUGGAGAGACAACCAGAGGAUUUCUUUGAGAACUUGAUACCCCUACGGUUCCAAAUAACGUCAAUAAGCGCGAAUAUAAGUAUACAAUCUGCAAGGCUUUACGUUGCUUUGCAUCCACUCUUUACACCAUCAGACACCUCCCCCACGGGAACGUUCAAUGUCCUUCACUCUCGACUUUUCCAGAUUGUCGCGCAUUCUGCAUCUGCCAUUAUCGACCAUUUCGCUUACCUCAAUGAAAACGACAGAAUCAUCAGCGUCUGCAUGGCCGUGGAACAAGUCAUUGAGGCCGGAUUGGUCUGGGGGACUUAUCUAAUCAGCCACAAGGGGACUACGGAGACUCCAAAUCAAAAUGUGUACAAACUCGGGACCAGUCUCGCAAUGAGUCCUAUCUUCAAGGUUUCUACCAUCAUUGCCUCAUUUGUCGCUCGCUGGAAGAAUGGCUCGGCAUAUGCACAGGCGUGGGAAAGCUUUGUGGAACUGCUCCUCAAUAUGAUUUAA
Messenger RNA from Exophiala xenobiotica, 2415 nucleotides. RefSeq lists its product as uncharacterized. The record is from RefSeq and is a predicted model, not a curated record. The transcript has 5 exons. Gene Ontology annotation, molecular function: DNA-binding transcription factor activity, RNA polymerase II-specific; oxidoreductase activity, acting on NAD(P)H; zinc ion binding. NCBI's taxonomy places the organism in Eukaryota, Fungi, Ascomycota, Eurotiomycetes, Chaetothyriales, Herpotrichiellaceae. The coding region runs from base 1 to 2415 and encodes 804 amino acids. Gene Ontology annotation, biological process: regulation of DNA-templated transcription.